AGAGAGCAAAUGGCCGCUCAACAAUAUUUUCAUUGCUAUAUAUAUUGCCUACUCUAUUCUUAUGAUGAUUAAUUCUUGUGUACUCAAACAUCAUCCCAAAUAUCAUCUCUAAACCAGAGAGCAAAUGGCCGCUCAACAAGUAAAUGUGCACAUGAACUUUGGAAAUGGUGAUACCAGCUACACCAACAAUUCAGCAUUUCAGAAAAAUGGGAUACUAAAAGCAUGGCAUGUCUUGGAAGAGACCCUCAAAGACAUGUUUACCAAUCACACCGCGGCCUUUCCUGAUCACCGGUUCAGGAUUGCCGACUUGGGCUGCUCGUCUGGGCCCAAUGCCCUUUUCGUCAUUUCGCGCAUAAUCGGCAAAAUCGAGGAGCUUUGCAAGGAAAAUGGGUACGGGCUUGGGCCCGAGCUCGAAGUGCUUCUGAACGACCUACCGGGAAAUGACUUCAACAACAUCUUCAGGAUGCUGCCUGAAUUCUAUCAAAAGCUUAAUAAUCAUGAGAACAUAAAUAAUAUCAAUGUUAUUAAUCAAAGGCCCAAAACAUUUAUAUAUGGCUUGCCAGGCUCAUUUUAUGGGAGAUUAGUCCCAAGCAACAGCCUCAACUUUGUUCACUCAUCAUAUGGUCUUCAAUGGCUCUCUCAGGUUCCACAAGGACUGGAGAAUAAUAGGGAAAACAUACACAUUGCCAUGACAAGUCCCCCUGAGGUUUUUGCAGCUUAUUACAGCCAAUAUAAGAGAGAUUUCACCACAUUUCUUGAGUCACGGGCCGUCGAAAUGGUUGUCGGGGCCCGCAUGGUUCUAACGUUCACUGGUAGAAGUGUCGAGAACCGCUCGACAAAAGAUGAACAGCAACACCUCAAACUGCUCUCCGAUACACUUAUUGACAUGGUCCAAGAGGGGCUCGUGAAGGAGGUUGACUUGCAUUCAUUCAACAUGCCUGUAUUCAUACCGAGCAAACAAGAAGUCGAGACACUUGUCCACGAACACGGGUCGUUUAACUUGGAUAGGCUCGAGGGCUUUUUCGUCCCUUGGGACUCAUCACAUGUUAAGCAUGGCAACGAUUAUGAAGCGGAAGUCGACAAAUUCGAAAGAGGGAGGCGGGCUUCGAUUCGUGUACGUGCAUAUUCCGAGCCAAUUUUAGCUUCUCAUUUUGGAAAAUCUAUCAUGGAUGAUUUAUACGCGAGGUACGCGAAGAAACUGGCCGAACACCUGUCGAAGUUGAAGGAGGAGCCAUCGCUUUUCAAUAUAGUAAUUUCAUUGAGCAAGAAGUAAUUAAAAAAAAAAAAAGGAAAAGUAUGAAAGAUCGUGCAUGAUAUGGGUUUGAGUUACGACUCAUUGUUAGAUCUGUUUCAUUGUUCGAGAUUUUUUUAUAUUGGAGUUUUUCAGAUUCGAAAGUUGUUCAUUUGCGGGUCUUGUGAUUAUCCUGGAUACGAGUGAUUGUUUUGUGUGUUGGAUUGAUAUAAGUGAUUGUUUUGUGGUUUUCCUUAAUUGUCGAUGAUUAAUGUCAGAGACUUAGAGGAUGUUUGUAUACAAAUAAAUUUAUACUCACACUCAAUCCAUACUCAAAUUUAACUCAACUUAAACUCAAUCUCACUAUCAUAAAUAUUAUCAAAAUAAUUAUCAAUUAUUUUUACAGGGUUGUGUACUCGGCCCGUACCUAGGUAAGGGCCGUUUCAGGGUCG
Molecule: messenger RNA, 1683 nt
Organism: Striga asiatica
Lineage: Eukaryota; Viridiplantae; Streptophyta; Magnoliopsida; Lamiales; Orobanchaceae
Source: the annotation of a GenBank genome assembly